Molecule: messenger RNA, 4739 nt
Organism: Oryzias melastigma (Indian medaka)
Lineage: Eukaryota; Metazoa; Chordata; Actinopteri; Beloniformes; Adrianichthyidae
Gene: slc9a7
Product: solute carrier family 9 member 7
Exons: 16
Coding region: 209-2296 (695 amino acids)
Biological process (GO): sodium ion transport; proton transmembrane transport; regulation of pH
Cellular component (GO): membrane; recycling endosome
Molecular function (GO): sodium:proton antiporter activity
Source: RefSeq, a predicted model, not a curated record
AAACGUUUAGUUCACGAGCUGUUGAUCCCGGAAGUGGGGACGUGAAUUUGGGUCUAACUUUACGCACAGCGCAGCGCGUGCCCUGUUCCUUUAAAAGGCUGAGCUCGCCGGCCCGUGUUUGGCUCAGCUGUGUGUACGUGGGAGCGUAUUUCCCAGCAGUGACAUGGCAUAGACGCGGAGUGCAGCAGGAGCAUCAUCACCGGAGACCAUGGAGGCUCUACAGCCGAGGCGGAGCGGAGCCAACGCCGCGCUGCGAGUGGCGGCGGCCCCCGCCUGGAUCCUCCUGAGCGCCGUACCGGGACUGCGGGCGGAGAACGGCGGAAUGGAGGAGCUCGUCACGGAGAAGGAGGCAGAGGAAAGUCACCGACAGGACAGCGUCAGCUUGCUGACAUUCAUUCUGCUGCUGACACUAACCAUCCUCACCAUUUGGCUCUUCAAGCACAGACGGGUUCGGUUCCUUCACGAAACCGGACUGGCAAUGAUUUACGGUUUGCUGGUGGGUGUCAUUCUGCGGUACGGCAUCCCCGCCACCAGCUACCACAACAAGACCCCGCCGAGCUGCUCGCUGAAGGAAGGCCCCGCCAGCACCCUGCUGCUGAACGUCAGCGGCAAGUUCUUCGAGUACACCCUCAAAGGAGAGAUCAACUCUCGAGAGAUUCACAACGUGGAGCAGAACGACAUGCUGCGCAAGGUGACCUUUGACCCGGAGCUUUUCUUCAACAUACUGCUUCCUCCAAUUAUUUUCCACGCUGGGUACAGCCUGAAGAAGAGACAUUUCUUCAGGAACCUGGGCUCCAUCAUAACAUACGCGUUCCUCGGCACUGCCAUCUCAUGCUUUGUCAUCGGGAACAUGAUGUACGGCGUGGUGAUGCUGAUGAAAGCAGUUGGUCAACUGACCGACAAGUUCUACUACACGGACUGCCUUUUCUUUGGUGCCAUCAUUUCUGCCACAGACCCGGUGACAGUGCUGGCCAUCUUCAACGAGCUCCAUGCAGACGGGGAUCUUUACGCUCUGCUGUUUGGAGAAAGUGUGAUGAACGAUGCAGUGGCCAUUGUGCUUUCCUCAUCUAUUGUAGCCUACCAGCCCAGUGGAGCAAACACACACAUGUUUGACGCCUCCGCCUUCUUCAAGUCCGUGGGUGUUUUCUUGGGUAUUUUCAGCGGCUCCUUCGUGAUGGGGGCCACCACAGGGGUCGUCACUGCUCUCGUCACUAAGUUCACCAAGCUGCACUGCUUCCCGCUGCUGGAGACGGCCCUGUUCUUCCUCAUGUCGUGGAGCACCUUCCUGCUGGCCGAGGCCUGCGGCUUCACGGGCGUCGUGGCGGUGCUGUUCUGUGGCAUCACACAGGCCCACUACACCUACAACAACCUCUCAGGGGAGUCCACCAAGCGCACCAAGCAGCUCUUUGAGGUCCUUCACUUUCUGGCGGAGAACUUCAUCUUCUCCUACAUGGGUUUGACUCUCUUCACCUUCCAGAACCACAUUUUCAGCCCCAUCUUCAUCAUCGGAGCUUUUCUGGCAAUCUUCAUUGGACGAGCUCUGAACAUCUACCCGCUCUCCUUUCUUCUCAACCUGGGGAGGAGGGUCAAGAUCAGAGGAAACUUCCAGCACAUGAUGAUGUUUGCAGGUCUGCGUGGGGCGAUGGCGUUCGCUUUGGCUAUUCGAGACACCGCCACCUACGCCCGCCAGAUGAUGUUCACCACCACCCUGCUCAUCGUCUUCUUCACCGUUUGGGUGUUUGGGGGUGGAACCACACCCAUGCUGUCCUGGCUGCACAUCAGAGUUGGAGUGGAUCCAGAUCAAGACCUGCAGCCUUCUGCAGACAGUUUCCAGGUCCUGCAGGGGGACAGCACUCAGGGGGAUGGACAGAGUAAAACCAGGCAGGAGAGCGCAUGGCUCUUCAGGUUUUGGUACAACUUUGAUCACAACUACCUUAAGCCCAUUCUGACCCACAGUGGUCCCCCCCUCACCUCCACCCUGCCCGGUUACUGCGGCCCGCUGGCGAGCUGCCUGACCACUCCACAGGCUUACGAGAAUCACGAGCAGCUGAGGGACCCAGACUCUGACCUGAUCCACAGCGACGCUGACCUGACCUUCAUGUUCGGCGACACUUCCAUCACGGCCAACGGCGCGUCGGGCAGAGCGGACGCCGCCGGGGAGCUGGGCUGGAGCGCAAACGGAAAGCGGAGCGGCAGCACGUCGGAGGAGGCGCUGGAGCGCGAGCUGGACUCCCGCGAGCAGGAGCUGCUGAGCCGCGGCACACGUCUGGUUUUCCCCGUGGAGGAUCACAUCUGACUGUGCCCAGACCCCCCCACCACCCCUUACCUGCUUGAGCUGCCAGCCUCCCUCCAACCUGACUCCCACACCACUUCGCCAACAGCUGCUGCCGCGCAGGUCUUCAUGGAUGGUUUUGAUGCAGGACUGAGCUGCCUGAUGGGGCAGAAGGUGCUUCAUCCUCAUGACUCCGGGGGGGGGGGCGGUGAUUGAUCUCAAGGAGACGCCGGAGGAGGAGAAUCCUCCAAGCCCCCUUAGAGAUUGUUUUGCACUGCAGAAGAAGAUGCAAAUAUGUUGUCUGCAUGUCAGAACAGAUGAGUCUUUGUGGUGCAAAAAGGAGAAGACUUCAUCUUCUCUCAUCCAAAAACCUUCAUUCCAUCCGUUCACCUGCAGCUGCUGCGCGUCCGGCACCAUCGGACAGCAGAGGAGAAGAAUUCAAGCAUGUAAAUAGCUUCCAGGCUGAUGUUUGGCUGAACUGCUUCUUCUUCUUCCCAAAAAAAGGAGUUUCUCAUUUGGGGUUUCUCCUAAAACAAUAGUUCUGACAUCUGAGAAACAGACAGAAAUAUGCAUGUGAAGUAAAGAGCCAGCCUUAAUAGUAUUUUUGAAUAUUUUGAGGAGAAAAAAAAAGAAUAAACCUAAGAAUUGUUUACUGAUAUGAAGUAUAUUUGAACCUAGAGCUGCUUCAGUUAUGAUGAUGAAAUCCUCACUAGUAUCUGCUGUAUUCUGACUAUCAUGAGUCCAAACUGGGAAAAAUGUGAUGAUAACUAAUAGCAGUUUGUGAAAGAUGAGCCUUUGCAUCUUUUUGGAGCCUUUAUUUUUAUUUUCAAGAGACUGUUCUACUUUUUUGCUUGUGUAUAACUUGAUGCAAUGGCUGACAUAGUUUUGGUGUUUAAAUGGGGCUCCUGCUAUAGUAAAGGAACUUCAUGGUAAAGCUGUUCUCAGUGUUUUUGGAUCCGAUCUUUUUUGUUUGUUUCAAGAUAUUUUCUUGUGAUAUUAAAGGUAACCCGGAUGAAACGGGUGACUUCAACUAAACAAAAUCCUGGAGUUCUGAGGACAUGAGGAACUGUGUGUUCAUGAAGUUACCAGAUUAUUGUUUAACCUUUCCAAAGGGAAGAGAAAUGACAGCUUAACCUUUUUUAUUGUUUUAAUGAGCAGAGAUCAAACAGUACAUCGAGUUCACGUUUGUUUUCUACGUUCUCUUUCAGAAAGCUGAUUUAUUUCACGCUACACGGCGGUGCAGUGACAUCACCUCUCUGUGAUAAGAUUCUGGUUUGAAUCCCGACUGUGAUCUUUCCUUCUGAAAUUUGCAAGUUCUGAUGCAUGUAUAAGAUUUCCCCGGCUUCCUCUUACAGUCAAAAAAUUGGUGACUCUAAAUUGUCCUUAAGUGUGUAUGAGUGUGAAUACACCCAACAGUUUGCCCAGCAGUAGCUGGAUAGGCUCCAGCAACUCCAUGAGUCAGUUUUCUGACUUUCACUUUCGCACCAAAUGUUUUUUUUUUAAUUUAGUAGUUCUGCAUUUUCUGCUUUAGUAUAAAAGUUUGAUUUGUAUACUUCCCACCCAGGUGUAGCUCCCUCGCAUUAAAUGUCACCAGUGGGUUGACAGCUCAGCACUUUGAGGAGGAAGAACAAGCAGACGGGUUAUAGAAUACAUCUGCUCAUAUUUACACCUAAUCAGACACGUUCUAGCUCUUUGUGACCCGUUUCCUGUUUGACGCAGGCUCUCUUGUUCUCGUUUUGACGGCUCAAAGCGGCCGCCGCAGUCGUGUACGAGGUUAAUCUGAGGUUUUCCCAAACGAGGCGCAAACUUGCAUGCUUUUUGGGUCACCGGGGACCUCCGAGAGGAAACUAAUCUUGUUCAAGCUGUUGCCAAGCUGUAUGCAGAACAGGUCAUUUAUACUCGGCUGCAGGGAGGGGGGCAUGCUGGGAAGUUACACUUUCUAACAUCCACUUUCACAAUCAGAUGACGGAGAGGCCCAAAUGUCAGAUCAAAAUGAACAACUUCCUCAUGAUGUUGCCUUGAAAAUAAAAAUAAAAGCAUCUUUGAGGAAUAAAAUAUGCUUGACCAAAAUGAGUUUAUAUAUAAAAAAAAAUGUGAUUUGUCUUUGAAAUCUUAACCACAAUCGGAUCAGAAGCGUGCAGCGUUUGUUGAGGUUUCUCUGGAUGAGAGCAAUUUAUGGAGAACUUUGCUGAAGGCGGCAGACAAAUAAUUGAGCCGAGACUGGCACUUUACCUCACAUAGAGGACACUCAUGGGACACUUACAUAACCUUCAUGUGCACUCUGUACAGCUCUACUGCUGCGCUGUCAGUCGUCUUGCCGGCUAUAUUUAAAUGCUCUCUGUACCUGAGAAAUACGAGAUGUAGCCGAACUGUCUGUAGGUCCACCUGUUGUUUCUAUAGUGGCAACUGGCUGCCGGUGAGCAGUGGUUUGCAUGUCAACAUGCUAAUAAAGAUCAUUCCAUUUCAA